AUGAGAAAGGGCACAGAACCUGUUGAAGGCAUUGUUAGCAACUUAAUUGCGCUUCUGGUGAAAAGAAUGUGUAGUGACUUACAAGGACCUGAAUCAAAUCUCUUUGACACUGAUGCUCAGUUCUAUGUCCAGCAUUUGAUUCGUAAGCUUGGAAGUGACUCCUAUAUUGGUCAGCGUGUUAUCCUUUCGGUUUCUCAAAGAAUUUCUGUACUGGCAGAAAGUUUGCUUGCCAUGGAUCCAUUCGAUGAAGCUUUUCCGAAUAUACAUAGCUGUAUGUACGUGAUGAUUCAGCUUAUCGAGUUUUUGGUAUCAGACUACUAUCGGACAUGGUCAAGAGACGAAUGUUUCGACACAAGGCUGUUUGAAGAGUGGGUGACAUCGGUUCUUCAUGCACGGAAAGCAUUGGAACAUUUAGAGAGCAGGAAUGGGCUUUAUAUUCUAUAUAUUGAUCGAGUGAUUGGGGAAGUUGCUAAGCUUGGGGGCCAGGCCCCUUCAUUGCAGAAGCUCAAGUCGGACAUAUUUGAUAAGCUGUUCUGCGGAUAGACAUGCCUGUAACUUUUUCCUCUCUAAUAUUCAAGCUACUCUGUUAGAAAUUUUAAAAGUUUAUACAGUAACCAAAUCAGAAGAAUAGGUUGAAUGAAUCUGAUUAACCCAGAUAUAAUGGGAUGUAUCACCACUCUCUCUCUCUCCCCCCUCCCCACGCACCCACAACACACAACUUGAGUCGGUCAAAGUGGUGUGUAUUUUGUUGUGAUUUACCUGGAUUUUUCCUCAGUCAAAGUGGGGGCAAAAACACGAGAAAUGGUGACCUCACAUAAGGAUUUUUUCCCUACUUGGGUGGCUUGACUUUGUUCAUUGUUUGGUGGUAUGCGGUCCUAAUGU
Messenger RNA from Ilex paraguariensis (yerba mate), 882 nucleotides. NCBI's taxonomy places the organism in Eukaryota, Viridiplantae, Streptophyta, Magnoliopsida, Aquifoliales, Aquifoliaceae. The record is from the annotation of a GenBank genome assembly.